This is a messenger RNA of Penicillium paradoxum, 3939 nucleotides long. RefSeq lists its product as uncharacterized. The transcript has 2 exons. Gene Ontology annotation, biological process: mitotic DNA replication checkpoint signaling; activation of protein kinase activity; mitotic G2 DNA damage checkpoint signaling. Lineage: Eukaryota; Fungi; Ascomycota; Eurotiomycetes; Eurotiales; Aspergillaceae. Bases 1 to 3939 code for a protein of 1312 amino acids. Gene Ontology annotation, molecular function: anaphase-promoting complex binding. The record is from RefSeq and is a predicted model, not a curated record.
AUGUCCUCUCCAUCUACACCACGGUCGACGCGCUCCGCGUCGCCCGCGGGCGGUUCGCCGAACAUUAUUACACCCGGCCAGAAGAUCAAGGCCAUUAUGGCUCAAUUCGAUAGCGAUUCAGAAGAGGACACCCAAGUCGCGAAAUCAGCAAGUGCUGUAUCCAAACUGAAUCUCGGUCGUGAUGCAGCCUUGACCACUAAGACACGCGAGAAUGCCCCAUCCCACGAUUCAGAAGACGACUCAGACAGUGCGGAUGAGGUUAUCCGACCCAAAGGUCGAAUGGCCGCUAGGCUGCAGGGCAAUGUCAAAUCAGCUGAAUCUAAGGAUGGAGAUUCUGCAUUUGCUCGCGUGUCCAAAGCCCUCCGGUCGGAGAGAGAGGAGGCAGAGAAGCCUCAGCAGACAGAAGCUGAACCCACACCCAAUGACGAGUCUAGUGAUGAUGACCUACCUACGGCUGGCCGCAGAAAAAUGAACAACACUACUUCCGACUCGCCGAAAUCCGAUAACAGAUCUAGCCAAACCCCGUCCCGUUCAAGAGCAGACUCUCCACUUUUCGUAUCCUCUCCAGGCGAGCCGAACGAGAAUACAGACAAUGAAAUGCAAGAUGCGGAAAGUGAUACCGCCGAGAAGCCCAAAGGAAAUGCCCGUUUCAUGGCUCUUGUCGCUCAAAAGCGCAAAGAGCGCGAGGAGCGAGAGAAAGCCGAUGAAGAGAAGAAGGCCGCCAGAAGAGCUCAGAUGCAGCAAUUCAGCUCAGAAAUGCUCUCGGGCGAGGAAAGCGGUGCUGAAGAUCCGCAUAUUGCAAGCAAGCUUUCACAAAAGCCUCGUCAACCACGGAAAGCCAGCAAGAAGGCGCUGGAAGAGAUGCGACAAGAGACACAGCGAAUGAGUCGCAAUAUGCAGCUUGCCCACCAGGCCAAGACAAAGAAGAAGAUUACCAAGGAAAGCCUCUUCGCCCGAUUCAACUUCAUGCAACCCGAUUCACCUGCCGAACAGCCCGCAGCAAAUGUAUCGUCAACAGUCGGCUCACAAAAUUCGUCCGAAGGAGAACCACGCACCCAAACCAAAGAUACCCCGCAUACUUCUCCUGUUCUCGGACAAGCUGAUAUCCCCAAGCCAAAUACUGCUUCCGAGAAGCAAGUGGCUGAUGUAGAUAUGGACAUGGAUGACGAUGGCGAUGACCUGAUUGAUCCUACAGAUCUCCUAGCCCCAAAAGAGAGCACUGACGUGUCCAAUUGGCCUGCAGUUGAGGAUGACCCGACUCCUGUACCCGAGCCUAAGAGCGAGAGUGCAAAAUCAAAGAAAGUCCAUCGUCCAUUGACUCAACCAGCUAUCCGGGUUCUGCUCUCCAGACAACAGGUUGCUGCGCAUCAGAGAAGCUCAGAUGACUCAGAUAGCGAUCUUGAGGUCGUCACCUCUCCUGGAAAGUGCCGUCGAAUCGCAGCGUUUGAAAACCUCCCCUCUAGACAAAUGCAGGAGGAUCCCGCUAUGACCAAGCUCAAGGCGUUGGCCCACCUCACAUCUCCCAGUCGCAAAAUGGCGUCUAUGAACUCUGCAGAGCUCUCUGCGGAUCUAUUGUGGCGGGCUCGGCAGCAGGCUGCGAAAGAACGCCGGGAGCGCAUCGAAGAGCUGAGGGCCAAGGGAGUUGUCAUUGAAACAGCCGAAGAGCGUGCAGCAAUGGAGGACGACAUGGAAAACCUUGUUGAUAAAGCACGCAAAGAGGCAGAUGAGAUCCGCCGACUGGAGAAAGCUGCUAGGAAGAAAAGCAACGGCGAUGAAGACGACGACGAGGAUCAAGACUUCGAGCUUUCCGGCUCUGAUCAGGAGGGCUAUGGUGAAGGCGACGACGAAGACGAUGAAGAGGAGGAGGAAGACGAAGAACGAGUCGACAGGGAUGGGGACUUGGUCGAAAAUGAGGCUGAUGAGGACGAUGAUUCGGCUGAUGACGAGAGUGAAGCCGCCCCUUCAGAUGCAGAGGAAGAAGUCCCUGCUCCGCGACGAAAGCGACCAACUCGAGUGGUUAGUGACGACGAAGAUGAAGAUCAACCGCAACCACCCUCAACGCCCAUGAGAGCAUCGAGCUUUGUUCCACAGUCGGCCGAACGACCCAAAUUCCCCGGGAUGGGAACGCCGGGCGAUAUGUCCUUAGGUCUUACCCAAGCAUUUGCCUCCACAUUGGAUGAAAAUGGCGUGGGAAGCCAACUGGGGUCUUCCACAAUUCCUUUCUCUCUCCCCGAUCCUGGUCGUCCUGUUCCUCAACUUCGCAAAGAAGAUUCAGAGGUCCUUGUCCCAGAUAGUCAGCCCCAGCCUAAUGAGAAGGACUUCAUGGAGGUCUGCACGCAGAGUGUUACUCGAGUAUCCGAGUCGCCUGCCCCAUACGCCUUCUCGGAGUACUCCCAGUCGGAACUCCCCGAUCCAACCCAAGAUGAGGGCUUUGUCUUCUCACCAUUCGAUCCUGCCAAGAGGUUCAGGGACACCCCGCCAAUGUCUACUGUCGAUACCGUCCUUGUGGGCAAAGCCCAGUCGCCCGUCGCUGACCGCAGACGCAAGAUGCUACGGAGAGGACGUGCACUUGAACUUAGCCAAGUUGAGGAGGAUGAUAAUGAGGGUGACUUUGAAAUCAAUGCCAACGCCUUCAAUGUCAUGAAGAAGGCCAAGGCCGCGAAGAAGAACCCAGCCCCACAAUAUAACAAGCAAAACAGCAAAGCGAAGGACAUUGUUGACGAGGCCGCCGAAGAAUCCGAGGAUGAAUAUGCCGGCCUUGGAGGCAAUAGCGACGAGAGUGAUGGUGAAGAAAAUGCCAUCGAUCGCCAGAUGAUCAAUGACAACAGUGGCGAGGUGGUUGAUGAGAAGCAACUCGCUGCACUCAAUGCUGUCCACGAUCGCAACCGCGAUGAGAAAGAUGUCGCCAAGCUCAUGAGAGACAUCACUACUGGAGCCCUUCGUCGUCGCAAGAAUGCAGAUGAUGACUUUGAUCUCGACGAUUCAGACGAUGAGCACAUCGCACGUCGUCGCGAGAAGCAACGCGAGUUCGCUAAAAUGCGUCGCGCUCUCCUUGCAGACGAGAAAAUCGGCGAGAUUGCAGAGAACCCUAAGAAGGCAGCUUUCUUCAAGGCUGUCGAAGAUCGAGAAAUGGAUGAUGACUUCAACCUCGAUUUCCUCGAAGAAGAAGAGGGUGGCUCCAACGGAGAAGCUUCACAAGAUGCUGUCCAACAGGAACAGUCAAACGAUACGGACGACGUUCAGAAACGCAAGCGUCCCCUCGAACCAUCAGCUGAAGAUGCUGCCAACCGUCCCCCACCACACCUCCGUCGCACUCGUACCAGUGCUAUGUCCAAGAAGCCAGCCACUCUAGCCGAGAUUCGUGAAACACUCUCCUUCCUCACCGAAACCCCCGAAUACGAAUCGUUCCAAGACGACGCUUCUCUCGAUGAGGACGAACAGGAUCAAGAAGAGCAAGAAGAAUCCGGCGCGGAAUCUUUCCAAGACGAGGACGAGCAACCCCAACCAGACACCACCUUCGCCAAACCUAGUAACCCCCGACGCACACGUGGAGUUGUUGUCGACCGUCUCGCCCUUCUCCGCCGAGCAUCUUCGAACUCCGCCACAUCAACCACUGGCUCUGCAAACUCCAAGCUCGCCUUCUACAAUGGCGGCGGCAGCGAAGGCCCUAUCGGUUUCCGCCCUCCACAGCUCCUGCGUCGUGUUACCACUGGUUCUUCAUCGUCUAGUAGUUCGAGCACUUCUAGCCGCGUUUCCAAAGCUGCAGCGUCCGGUCCGAAGAAGGGCGGUGCUGUCAACUCGUAUACUGCUGCGCGUGAGCGCGAACGUGAGAAGGAACUCCGUAUCAAGCAGCGCAGCAGUGGAUCCAAUAUCUCAAAGUUGCUGGGGAAGCACACUGGUGGCGGAUUGGGUGCGUUGGAUAAGGGUCAGUGGGAUUGA